Molecule: messenger RNA, 1148 nt
Organism: Ictidomys tridecemlineatus (thirteen-lined ground squirrel)
Lineage: Eukaryota; Metazoa; Chordata; Mammalia; Rodentia; Sciuridae
Source: RefSeq, a predicted model, not a curated record
GCUUUGGUUCCAGAGGGGGACCAGGAGGAGGGUUCAGGCCCUUCGUGCCACAUAUCCCAUUCGAUUUCUAUUUGUGUGAAAUGGCCUUCCCUCGAGUCAAGGCAGCACCUGAUGAAACUUCCUUCAGUGAAGCCUUGCUGAAGAGGAAUCAGGACCUUGCUCCCAAUUCUGCUGAACAGGCCUCAAUCCUUUCUCUGGUGACAAAAAUAAACAAUGUGAUCGACAAUUUGAUUGUGGCUCCAGGGACAUUUGAAGUGCAAAUUGAAGAAGUCCGACAGGUAGGAUCAUAUAAAAAGGGAACAAUGACUACAGGACACAACGUAGCUGACCUGGUGGUAAUACUAAAGAUUCUGCCAACAUUGGAAGCUGUUGCUGCCCUGGGGAACAAAGUCGUGGAAAGUUUAAGAGCACAGGAUCCAUCUGAAGUUUUGACCAUGCUGACCAAUGAAACUGGUUUUGAAAUCAGUUCUUCUGAUGCGACAGUGAAGAUUCUCAUUACGACAGUGCCACCCAAUCUCCGAAAACUGGACCCGGAACUCCACUUGGAUAUCAAGGUGUUGCAGAGUACUUUAGCAGCCAUCCGACAUACCCGCUGGUUUGAGGAAAAUGCUUCUCAGUCCACAGUUAAAGUUCUCAUCAGACUGCUGAAGGACUUAAGGAUUCGUUUUCCUGGCUUUGAGCCCCUCACACCCUGGAUCCUUGACCUACUUGGGCACUAUGCGGUGAUGAAUAACCCCACCAGACAGCCUUUGGCCCUAAAUGUGGCAUACAGGCGUUGCUUGCAGAUUCUGGCUGCAGGACUGUUUCUUCCAGGAUCAGUGGGUAUCACUGACCCCUGUGAAAAUGGCAACUUCAGAGUACAUACGGUCAUGACCCUGGAACAGCAGGAUAUGGUCUGCUACACAGCUCAGACUCUGGUUCGAAUCCUCUCACACGGUGGCUUUAGGAAGAUCCUUGGCCAGGAGGGUGAUGCCAGCUAUCUUGCUUCUGAAAUAUCUACCUGGGAUGGAGUGAUAGUGACACCUUCAGAAAAGGCUUACGAGAAGCCACCUGAGAAGAAGGAAGGAGAGGAAGAGGAGGAGAAUACAGAAGAACCACCUCAAGGAGAGGAAGAGGAAAGCAUGGAAACUCAAGAGUGAUCUUCCUUC